Pipistrellus nathusii (Nathusius's pipistrelle) is the source of this 4596-nucleotide messenger RNA. NCBI's taxonomy places the organism in Eukaryota, Metazoa, Chordata, Mammalia, Chiroptera, Vespertilionidae. The record is from the annotation of a GenBank genome assembly.
AUGUCCAGCCCGGGGAGCCCUGGAGUGGAGUUUUCAACCACCACCGUCAGCUCAGUGGCCGUGCAGGCUGGGGACUCUAAAAUCGUUAUCGCCGUCAUAAAGUGUGGCAAAUGGGUACAACUUCAGCUUGCUGAGUCACAGCCCAAUAUUUUAGAAAUUGGUAGCAGUCAAGAUGAAACCAAAAAACUCCUUCAUGAUCAUGAACUUCUUUUGGCCAAGCUCAAGGCUCUGGAAGAUCAGGUGUGGGAACUCCUGCAGGAAGCAGACAAGACAGCUGAAGAGAACAAGGACCAGAGUCAGGUGUAUGACGCCAUGGCCAGCAGCCUUGGCGAAGCAUGGGCAGCCCUGGUCUCCAUGCUUGAAAGAAGAAGGGCGCUCCUCAGGUUGACCUCUGAGUUCUUUGAAAAUGCCUUGGAGUUUGCUAUUAAAAUAGAUCAAGCUGAAGAGUUCCUCCAGAACACUCAGGAGUUCGAGACUGCCGAGUCCUUAAGGUCACUUCUUCAGCUUCAUGAACAUCACACCAAAGAACUCUUAGAACGGUCUCUAGUGCUUUUAAACAAAAGCCAACAACUCACUGACUUCAUCGAAAAAUUCAAGUGUGAGGGACCUAAUGUAAAUCCUGAGUUGAUUCAGGGAGCUCGGAAUAGCUGCCUGAAGAUUGACAGUCUUCUGGAACUUCUACAAGACAGGAGGCGGCAACUAGACAAGUACCUGAAGCAACAGCGGCAGGAAUUGAGUCAGGUUCUGCAGAUAUGUCAGUGGGACCAACAAGAAAACCAGGUUACUUGUUGGUUUCAGAAAACCAUAAGAGAUUUACGGGAACAAAGUCUCGGUUCAUCACUUUCAGAAAACGAGGAGCUAAUCCGUAAGCAUGAGGAACUAAAAAUAAAAGCAAAGGAAUGGAAUGCCGCUGUUGAGAAGCUGAAGAGCGAGGCACUUGAGAUUCUGCUGUCCAAGGACCACGUGGAGAAAGCACACCUACAGCUGUCCAACCAGAAGCUGAAUCGGCUUCAAGAGGAAUUUGGUCAGCUCAUGGCAGAGAGGAAAACCUGGUUAAAAGAGGCGAAUGAUUUCUUCAACAGCGCCAACAAGGCGUUUGAUGUACUUGGAAGAGUCGAGGCUUACCUUAAGCUCCUUAAGUCAGAGGGUUUAAGCCUGCCUGUCCUGGCAGCCAGGCACGAGGAAUUACACGGAGAAAUUAAAGGCUGCUCUGCUGAUGCUUUGCAAAAGGGACAAGCCUUAAUCAGCCAAGUGGACUCCUGCAGCUCCCGGGGGAUGACCGGCGUCCAUGAGAUGAUGGGAUGCAUCCAGAGACAAGUGGAUCAUCUGACCGGACAGUGUUCAGCGCACAAGGAGUUUGCUCUCAAGAAACAACAGUUAGCAGCCUCGGUGGAGGGCUACCUGAGGAAGGUGGAAAUGUCAAUUCAGGAAAUCAGUUUAGUACUUUCCAAUGCCAUGGAUGUCGGUUCCAGCCUUUCUGAGUCAGAGAAGAUUUUGCGUAAAUAUUUGGAAUUAGAUAUCCAAGCUAAGGAAGCAUCACAUGAAUUAGAAGCAGCCACGAAACUUAUGACAGAGAAAAAUGAAUUCGAACCUGAUGAAGUGGCAUCACUUUCUUCUAAAGCUAAAUGGCUGGAGGAAGAAUUAAACAUACUUGGCCAAAGCAUCGGCUCCAGGUCCCAGGUCCUGCAGACCUAUGUGGCAUUUUUAAAGUCAUCAGAGGAGGUGGAGGAGCAAUGUGAGCGUCUGAAGGAGUUUUACCAAAUGGAAAGCCCGAGAAAGGAAGAGGACUCUGCGGAAGCCAGGCACUGGUCUGACUCAGCUGAGAAGCAAUGGCAGCUCUUCUUAAAAAGGAGUUUUUUAGUUCAAGACCUAGGGCUUGAGUUCCUUAAUUUGAUAAAUAUGGCAAAAGAGAGUGAAAUAUUAAAUGUGAAAAAUAAAGUGCACAUGACGGAGAACACUAUGGAAAGUCAGAAGGCAGAAAGGGAAGAACUCGGCCGCCUUCGGACGGCAUGGCGACUCAGAGCCGCUGCAAGCAAGCCGGUGAAACAGCAGUGGGAAGCGUUCAAAGAGCAACUGAGAAAGACUACUCACAACUUAAAACUUCUUCAGGAAGCACUCAUGCCUGUGUCCGCACUUGACCUUGGUGGGAGCCUCCAGACUAUUCUAGGUCUGAGGAAACACUGGAAGGCAAUGAAGCCUCAGUUCCAGCAACUGAAUGAUGAGGUCGAAUACAUUGUAAAAGAAUCAGAAGAGUUAAAUGGCAAAGGUGCCCCUGUGAAAGAGAAGUACGAACAUCUGAAGGACCUCAUUCAACUCCAUCAAAAACAGAAAGAGAGGAUCCAGGACUAUGAGGACAUCCUGUAUAAGACAGUCCAGUUCCACCAAGUCAAGGAAGAGCUUGAACAUCUCAAAUCAAGAGAAUUGGAGUUCCUAGAGCAGCCAAAGGAACUGGAUAACGCGCACAAUGUCCAGGUUCGCCUCCGUCGCUCUCAGGAAAAGCAGGCACAUAUAGACCAUCUCCACAAACUGGCCCUUUGCCUGGGAGUGGACAUCAUCUCCUCAGUGCAGCGGCCGAGCUGCGCUAAUGUGUCUGCAAAGAACCUGCAGCGGCAGCUGGACAUCCUUGAGGGGGAGAGUGUGGACUGGCGAGCCAGAGCCGAGGAGCAUGGGCGGGCCCUGGCCGGCAGCUUGCAGUACUGCGCCACGAGGGAUGAGAUAAACGAGCUCAGAGAGUCAUUCAAGGAUAUCAAAAAGAAAUUUAACAAUUUGAAGUUCAAUUACACUAAGAAAAAUGAAAAAGCUAAGAAUCUGAAGGCUCUGAAAUAUCAAAUUCAACAAGUUGAUAUGUAUGCUGAGAAAAUACAGGUUUUGAAAAAGAAAAUGGAAAAAGUUGAGAACAAGACUUCUGAAUCUUUCUUAAAUUACCCAAAUAGUAAAGUUACAGUUCUUUUGGAAGCCAUGAAGGAUUUGAAAAAACAUGUGGAUGAGUUUGAUAAAGUUGUAACAGAUUACAAGAAGAAUUUGGACCUGAUUGAGCACCUCCACGAGAUGAUAGAAGAGUGUCAUUUUUGGUGUGAUGAUGCAAGUGCCACAGUUGUAAGAGUUGGAAAAUAUUCCACGGAAUGCCAGACCAGAGAGGCUGUGGAAAUCCUCCACCAGCAGUUCAAUAAGUUUAUCACGCCUUCAGUGCCUCAGCAAGAAGAAAGGAUCCAGGAGAUCAGUGACCUCGCUCAGCGAUUAUAUGGUUUUGAAGAAGGACAGAAAUAUACUGAAAAAAUUGUGGCAAAACACAAAGAGGUUCUUGAAUCUAUUACUGAAUUAUGCGGCUCUCUCACUGAGCUUGAAGAAAAGCUGAAGCAGGGAGGUGCUGUAAAGAUGAAUCUGAAUUCGGAAGUCUUCCACGACGAUUGCAUUGACCUCUUGAAAGAACCAGUGAGAAAUAAGCAGACAAUUUCCAAUGAAGAAAUGAAUAAGGAGCAGGUGCAGGGGGCAGGAAUUCUGCCCGUCGAUGGCGCAGGUGAGGCUCCGCUACCCCAGGACCUGCCGCGGCUCUCCUCUGGCCAAGAGAGCGGCGCCCCAGGCCUGCCCCUGCCUGCGGACACGCUUCCUGCGGAAGAACACGAGUGUGUCUCACCCGACGACAUCUCCUUGCCUCCACUGCCAGGGAGCCCCGACUCCCCCCUCGCACUGUCCGACAUGGAGGUAGAAGAACACGCCAGCCCCUCUCUCAGCCUUCACGUGAGCAGCCACAGGAUGCAGAUGGAGGCCAGGAGGCCAGGGGAGGCCCAGGACCGUGGCCUUCCUCCACCUGCUGCUUUUGCUGAUACUUGCAAUGAUGAGAGAGACACAUUUUCAAGUCAUUUUGAGAAGCCUUCCCCCCAGUUCAAAGCUGAGCCCCCAAUCCCCUGCAGAGGGUUUCUGGAACAGAGCACAGCCAUCUGCAAAACCCAUGCUGACCAUCCUGGGAGCAUGCCGAGUGGAGUGCAUGAGGGAGCUUGCCAGCAGCACCCGCGGGCUCGGGAGAGUGUGCUAGAAACACGGGAGGAGAUGCAUGCUGCUAAUAACGGCACUAAACACCGAGACAGGCUGCAUGCUUCCCAGGACGCGCCCUCGGGCCUCGGCUUUCAAUUAGGCCCCAGCCGGGUCCAUCAGAGGCAAGUGGUUUCCCAGGAAGAGAUGAAAAGUACGUCAGCCAAGAACAGCGUGGUCAGCCUCGCUGGCCAGGCACCCAGUUUCUCCCGGCUCCAGUCUAAUGUCACUGUCGUGGAAGGUUCUCCAGUGACUUUGGAAGUUGAAGUAACAGGAUUUCCAGAGCCUACACUGACAUGGUACAAGAAGGGCCAGAAAUUGCCUGCCGAUGGACACUUACAGGUUUUGCACAAGGAGACAAGACACGCGGUGUUCAUUCCAAAGGUAUGCCGGGCAGACGCAGGCCUCUAUGUGGCACGGGCCCAAAACGCUAGUGGCAUUCUCUCUUCCAAUGUCAUCCUCCACGUGACAGGUAACCACAGGCCGCCCAUCACAAGGAUAAACUGGAUAAUGCUGUGCGUCAUCUAUGUGAGUGUGUCGUUCGUGUACUGGCUGCUCAGACAGUAA